Molecule: messenger RNA, 649 nt
Organism: Impatiens glandulifera
Lineage: Eukaryota; Viridiplantae; Streptophyta; Magnoliopsida; Ericales; Balsaminaceae
Product: NADH dehydrogenase [ubiquinone] 1 beta subcomplex subunit 9-like
Exons: 6
Coding region: 66-407 (113 amino acids)
Biological process (GO): mitochondrial electron transport, NADH to ubiquinone
Source: RefSeq, a predicted model, not a curated record
ACAGUCUCAUUCUUCAAAGUUCGAUUGUGGUUUUUGAGAGAGAAGGAAUCGAGCUAGCAGCAACAAUGGCAUCGUCGUAUUUAGCGAGAAGGGCAGCUCAAAAGGAGCGAGUAAGGAUUCUCUACAGGAAAGCCCUCAAAGAUACCCUCAAUUGGGCUGUUCAUCGUCAUCUCUUCUAUCAAGAUGCAUCUGAACUUCGAGAAAGGUUCGAGGUUAACAAAAACGUGGAAGGUAUUGAAACGAUUGAGAAAUUGAUUACUGAUGGAGAAGCUAGUCAUAAUAAGUGGCGGCACCCUGACCCUUAUAUUGUUCCAUGGGCUCCUGGUGGUUCCAAAUUUACUCGGAAUCCAACACCACCUGCUGGGAUUGAGAUCAUAUAUAACUAUGGCCGAGAAGAUAAUGACUAAAAUUGUGUCCUUCUCUUGUCAUAACUAAUAAAGGUUGUAGUUUGUCACCCACCAUGAGGGCUUGCUCAAUGUUUGAAAAAGACAUGGAUUUUCCUUCAUCUUGAUUAGAUAAUGGAGGAAAUUAUGUGUUAUCAUAUUUCUUUAUGUUCACUUUGGAAUUUGAAAUCCUUCUAAGCAUGCAUUUCUUUGCUAUGGAGGUGACUUGAAAUAACAAUCAAAAUUCAUUUUAUUCUUCUUUUCAA